Epinephelus fuscoguttatus (brown-marbled grouper) is the source of this 2598-nucleotide messenger RNA. RefSeq names its product cation/H+ exchanger protein 1 (gene cax1). Gene Ontology annotation, cellular component: endomembrane system; membrane. The transcript has 20 exons. Lineage: Eukaryota; Metazoa; Chordata; Actinopteri; Perciformes; Serranidae. The record is from RefSeq and is a predicted model, not a curated record. Gene Ontology annotation, biological process: calcium ion transmembrane transport; intracellular calcium ion homeostasis. Gene Ontology annotation, molecular function: calcium:proton antiporter activity. The coding region runs from base 90 to 2570 and encodes 826 amino acids.
GGCUUGAUAAAGACGUGUUGAACCCUCGACGCACAUGGGUCAUACAGGAGCGAAGGGUGGGGGAUAAACAGACAAAAUAAGCAGACAAAAUGUCCCACAAAAAGUCCUCACUGAUGCCAGGAGAUGUGGAGAACCUGCGGAGAAGAUCCACGCCUGAUUCAGCAGAGAUCUCUGCAGAUCCUGAACAGCAUCCCCGGUUUCCACGGCGACAGUCUCAAAAUGAUUGGCUCUGCGUUGGCCCCCAGCAUCCAGAGCUAGGCGCAGCGGAGACGCCCUCCCCAGAUGCUUCUGCCCGCCACUUCUGCCACUACACACCGAAAUGUUUCCUCACCGUCCACAGAGGAGGACAAGGAACCACCCGAUCUACUCCGUCCCGCUGCGGAGACGAGGGUUGGCAUGAAGGCACCACUAAGACCACAAUCAGAGCUGAGAAUGAGGUGGAGGCACACAGGGAGGCCAACAACUACAAGUUUGGCUUCAGGAAGUGGAAGGGCAAUGUUACAGAGAAGCCCAUUGAGGACAGAUCAGACAUCAUCAAAGAGCUACACUCUGAUCUUAGCAUUGUCAAGCCUCAAGAAGGCUCAGCACCCACCUUUGGGAACAUAGUUUAUGUGUUUUUAUUUGGAUGGUGGAUAUCUUUAAUGUAUUUCCUCAUUUGUCCUGUAAUGUUUCUAACAAUCGUCGGUGCCCCUUAUGGAAAACUUUGUUUAAAGAUGGGGUGGUACUUUAUUUGGCCAUUUGGGAAGUCAAUAGAAAAGGCUGGUGAUGUAGUUAAGAGAUCCAUUGCAAAGCCUCCGAAGUGCGAGGUCAUUCCUGAAGAGAGCGACGCUGAAGACAGCAAGAACCAUGUCAGGGACAAGGACUCUGCGCCUCUUCUGAUGUCUUCCCCAAUUCCUGUUGAGAUACCUGUCCCAGAGCCACCAGCUAGAAAAUCUUCAACUCACUGGUGUCGCAUCAGCACAUAUGUUUGGUUAGUGCUGGGUUACCCUGUCCUGGCUGUGGUCCACUCCCUGGCCUGUGUGCUGUCCUGGCUGCUGGUCUUCUCUAUACCUGUAGCCAAGAUGAACGCUCGCACACUAACCAUUGUUCUUCUCAUGGCACCAGAAGACAUUCAUAUUCACCGACUGGAAAAGACAUCUGUGUGUGAGACCAGAGUCAUCUUAUGCUGUUAUCAAGCUUUCAAUGUGUAUUUCUACAAAUACACUGUCCAGGGAAUCAGCAUUUUCGCUCUCAACCUGCUUCCCCUGGUAUUAAUCGCUCUCAUUAUCGGCUAUACUGACCAGGAACACAGUUUCUGCAGCGCAGAGACCAAGUUUGCCACAGCCAUCGCUUCCAUUAUUCCUCUGUCUUACUACAUUGGCAUGGGUAUAGCCAGUCUUUCUGCACAGAGUAACUUUGCAGUGGGAGCUGUGGUAAACGCAACGUUUGGCUCCAUCACAGAGAUGACGUUCUACAUCACAGCCCUGCUGCGGGGACACAGUGCUGCCAGCAAAUGUUAUGAAGAGGUUGUCAAAGCAGCGCUCACUGGGACCUUGCUCGGAUGUAUCCUGUUCAUACCGGGUAUCUGUAUGAUCAUCGGGGGCAUUAGACACAGGGAGCAGAGAUUUAACAGCCGUUCAGCCGGAGUGAGCUCGGCUUUGCUUUUCAUAUCCGUAGGAGGUGUGUUCGCUCCGACCCUCUUCUCAAAGACCUUUGGUAAUCUGGUGUGUGAAAGCUGCACCAAUAUUCCAGGCAAUGGCAGCGUUCCCUUCAUCUGCAAGGACUGUCACUACGACACGAGUCAAGCUGACCCACAGUUGAUCCUGUCCCAGAUUGAGCCCCUGGUGUACACAAUUUCUGUGCUGCUGCCUGCUGCAUACCUGAUCGGCCUCAUCUUCACACUGAAAACCCACUCCCACAUCUAUGACAUCCAUAUCAGUGAUGGUCAAGGGGGGCAUGCACAUGGUCAGUACGCACAAGAGGGUACCAGCAGCUAUCACCCCACUGGUGAGGUCACCACUGGCCAUCCCCUUGGAGCAAACACGUGUAUCAAUACCAGCAUUUUUUCCACCAGCCAUGUUGGAACAGGUCAUCAUGUAGUGCACUGGUCCAGGUGGAGGGCUCUUGCAGUGCUGAUUGUGGCCACAGUGUUGAUGGCCUGCUGCGCUGACCUCAGCACGGAGAACAUCGAGCCCAUGCUGACCCAUUCCUCCGUCUCCCAGUACUUCAUCGGUGUCACAGUGAUGGCCAUGGUGCCAGAGCUUCCUGAGAUUGUCAACGGGAUCCAGUUUGCAGUGCAGAACAACAUCAGCCUGAGCCUUGAAGUGGGCAGCUGCAUCGCAGUGCAGGUCUGCAUGAUUCAGAUUCCCCUGCUCAUACUCUUCAAUGCCUUCUAUGAUGUUGGAUUUGUGCUUGUGUUCAGUGAUAUUCAUCUCUGGGCCAGCAUCUUCAGUGUCAUUCUGGUCAACUACAUUUUCAUGGAUGGAAAAUGUGACUACUUUCAAGGCACUGCUCUAGUGGUGGUCUACCUCAUCCUUUUGGCCCUUUACUUCUUCGCUCCUUCUCCGCGCUCUUGUCGAUCACCUUCCUAAGAAAAAUCCAAAGGCCACUAUAAUUUAA